AUGGCCGCAGUAGCCGUCCUCCGGAACGACUCGCUGCAGGCCUUCCUCCAGGACCGCACCCCCAGCGCUUCCCCGGAUUUGGGCAAGCACUCGCCCCUGGCGCUGCUGGCCGCCACCUGUAGCCGAAUCGGCCAGCCGGGCGCGGGGGCGCCCCCGGACUUCCUGCAGGUGCCCUACGACCCCGCGCUGGGCUCACCCUCCAGGCUCUUCCACCCGUGGACCGCCGACAUGCCGGCGCACUCGCCGGGCGCGCUUCCGCCCCCGCACCCCAGUCUGGGGCUGACGCCGCAGAAAACUCACCUGCAGCCGUCCUUCGGAGCUGCGCACGAGCUACCGCUCACACCCCCUGCCGACCCCUCGUACCCCUACGAGUUCUCGCCUGUCAAGAUGCUGCCCUCGAGCAUGGCGGCUCUCCCUGCCAGCUGCGCGCCCGCCUACGUGCCCUACGCGGCUCAGGCCGCGCUACCGCCCGGCUACUCCAACCUGCUGCCCCCGCCGCCGCCUCCGCCGCCCCCGCCACCCACCUGCCGCCAGCUGUCUCCCAACCCGGCUCCCGAGGACCUCCCGUGGUGGAGCAUCCCGCAGGCGGGGGGCGGUCCCGGGGCCACCGGGGUUCCGGGGGGCGGCCUCUCCGGCGCCUGUGCCGGGGGUCCCCACGCGCCCCGCUUCCCCGCCUCAGCGGCCGCCGCCGCAGCAGCAGCAGCAGCCGCCCUACAACGGGGCCUGGUAUUGGGCCCGUCGGACUUUGCGCAGUACCAGAGUCAGAUCGCCGCGCUGCUGCAGACCAAGGCUCCCCUGGCGGCCACGGCCAGGAGGUGCCGCCGCUGCCGCUGCCCCAACUGCCAGGCGGCGGGCGGCGCCCCCGAGGUGGAGCCGGGCAAGAAGAAGCAGCACGUAUGCCACGUGCCGGGCUGCGGCAAGGUGUACGGCAAGACGUCGCACCUGAAGGCGCACCUGCGCUGGCACACGGGCGAGCGGCCCUUCGUGUGCAACUGGCUCUUCUGCGGCAAGAGCUUCACGCGCUCGGACGAGCUGCAGCGGCACCUGCGAACUCACACCGGCGAGAAGCGCUUCGCCUGUCCCGAGUGCGGCAAGCGCUUCAUGCGCAGCGACCACCUUGCCAAGCACGUCAAGACGCACCAGAAUAAGAAGCUCAAAGUUGCUGAGGCCGGGGUGAAGCGGGAAGACCCGCGGGACUUGUGA
Messenger RNA from Cynocephalus volans (Philippine flying lemur), 1203 nucleotides. RefSeq names its product Sp5 transcription factor (gene SP5). Gene Ontology annotation, molecular function: RNA polymerase II cis-regulatory region sequence-specific DNA binding; DNA-binding transcription factor activity, RNA polymerase II-specific. The record is from RefSeq and is a predicted model, not a curated record. Lineage: Eukaryota; Metazoa; Chordata; Mammalia; Dermoptera; Cynocephalidae. Gene Ontology annotation, biological process: regulation of transcription by RNA polymerase II. The transcript is spliced from 2 exons. The coding region runs from base 1 to 1203 and encodes 400 amino acids.